Molecule: messenger RNA, 1610 nt
Organism: Daphnia magna
Lineage: Eukaryota; Metazoa; Arthropoda; Branchiopoda; Diplostraca; Daphniidae
Product: zinc finger C2HC domain-containing protein 1A
Exons: 6
Coding region: 323-1462 (379 amino acids)
Source: RefSeq, a predicted model, not a curated record
GAACCGAGCGCCCGAGGACUUCAGUUUCGUUCGGUUGGCUGAUGGUUGCGGACGUUACACGCGUUCUUUCCCCCUUAAUCAGACAACGCACAGUCAUUUUCCAUCAGUCUGACUUGCCUAAAUCUUUGAUUAGACCUAUUCCCAAUUCGAUGCAGAAAAUAUUGUGAACAUCUUUCCAUCACCGUUCCGGAUUACUUCAGAAAUUGCACUUCAGUACGUUUGGAAAGCAGAAGAAAAAGUCUCAAAACACACCAUAGUGGAUCAAAUAAACAGCAAAAAAAAAAAAAAAGACCAGAGAUCGGGAAUUCCACUAACUCGGACAAUGGCGCUCGUUGACAAUUUCCUCGGCAACCAGCAGCACGGCAGUUCCCGCCUGAUGAUGAUUCAGGCUCGAUUCCAGCAACGGCAACAGGAGGAGAAAGAGCACAAGUUGUUCGCCAUGUUGGAGGAGCAGCACGACCCGGGCAGUGGAGAUGUAGGAGGUGGCCUCGGUUUGAUACCGGCUACCCGAACGCAUAGUAACGGGAGCAAUAACAGCCAACACAAUAGUGCUAGUAGCAAUGCUUCUCUGUCGUCGUCCAUUGGUUCUUCGCUCGCCUCCUCCCUAGGAUCUACUGGAAGCGGAAUGACAGUUCCUGGAGGUGGAAAGGUGAGACAGAUGUUUGAAGAACGUCGCAGUCAAAUAAACGGCAGGCCACCGGUUUAUGCGAAAAAUGUGGAAACCCGUAAAGCCAUACCUGUAACCACAAGAGGCUGGGACAGAUCCCAUCCUCUGGAUCCUUUGCCGUCUAACGCACACGAGAGGAAUCUUAAGGUGCCCACCGGUAGCCAACAGCAACAACGCAGUCGAGCGCGCGGCGUCAGCCUGGAGCGCGGAGCACACGCUUUCGAUGACGGUAAAUCGGACGGCAUUCGCCGCAGCAAGAGCCAGUACCAAGUGGAUGACGCUCCAGGAGGGAUUAUUCGCAGUCCCAAACGGCCGCCACCGUCCGAUGGCCAACACUUGCUGAACGUUUCUGGCACGCUGAAACCGAAGAGUAUGACGUCGCUAUUGGACGACAAUCAGAACGCCAUCAACAACCAUCCAAGUAGCAAAACUAUUCCGAGAUUCGGUUACAAUCAGUCGCCCGUACGUAACCCUUCUCUCCGUUACCAGCAGGCCUCUCGAGACGAUACUCUGGGUGGCAGCGAUCAAGAUCGGACGGAUGGCUCGCGUAAUCGAAGUAAAAGCCAACAGAACGAUGAAUAUAGGAGAGCUGACCGGAUGGACGAUUCUGCCCGACUAGCUGCCAGUCAGGCAGCUGCGGUCAUGGCAGCUGCGGCCGAAACGACCCGCAGAUUAGAGCGCGAGAAAGCCCAAAUUCAGGCUGGAAGCCAAAAGACGCGAAGAAGAGCUGAUGAAUACAAUCAGAAAACAACAAGAGCAACUUCAGUUACUAAAGCAGGCCGCUUCUUUGGCUGAACAGAAAGCUAAGGCAGCAACUGCAGUUCCGGCCGCAGCUUCAGUUUCACGGUCUUCGCGUCCGAUGAAGAACUCUUAUCGACCAGCAGAUGAGAGCAGUGAUGAUUCAAAAUCAAGCGUUUCGGACGACGCGGUCCUUUCACCGCCC